AUGGGAUUUGGCAUGUAUGUAAUUGUUUCAUUUUUUGAACUAAUAGAUGAUGUCAUCAGAUUCUAUUCCGUCGGCAAUGCCUCCAAACAAAGAGUGUUGAAAAGAAGAAGAGGAGUUGGGAAGGAGGCAACAGAAAAUUGUGAAGAGACAGUUGAAGAACAGAAAGAGGGAAUGAUAUUUGAUACAUCCGAGGAAGCUUAUUCGUACUACUCAAGAUUUGCUAAAGAAAAAGGAUUUGCUGUGGCAAAAAGAACAUCGAGAAAGGGAAAAGAUGGAAAGUUGAAGGAUGUAACUAUAGCAUGCAAUCGUGCUGGAAAGGCAAGGGUGACAACAAGCAACCCGGUCAAACCACGACCACAAUCAAAAAUUAAUUGUCCAGCUCAUGUUACCGUUGUGUUGCACCCGAAUGGAAAGUGGAGGUUAAACCGAGUUGCUUUAGUUCACAAUCAUGACCAGAGUCCGGAAAAGGCAAGGUAUUUGAAGAGCAAUAGGGUACUUGAUGAACACGUGAAAAGAAGACUGGAAUUGAAUGAUAAAGCUAGGAUUAAUUUGAACCAGACUUAUGCCUCACUUCAGAUUGAGGCUGGGGGACCUGGUAAGCUUCCAUAUAUCCAAAAAGAUUGCCGAAAUCAUGUGGAUAAAGUGCGACGUUCACUACUUGUGGAAGGAGAUGCUGAGGCGAUGCAUAAUUAUUUCAUGAAGAUGAAAGCCGACAAUUCUGACUUCUUUUUUGCAAUGGAUUUGGAUGAUGAGGGUCGACUGAGGAAUGUAUUCUGGGUUGAUGCAAGGAGUAGGGCAGCUUGUAAGGAGUUCGGUGAUGUUGUGACCUUUGACACAACUUACUUGGUAAACAGGCAUGACAUGCCUUUUGCUCCUUUUGUAGGCGUGAAUCAUCAUGGUCAGUCUGUUUUAUUAGGAUGUGGGCUCAUCUCUCAUGAAGACACAAAGUCAUUUUCGUGGUUAUUUCAAACUUGGAAGACAUGCAUGUGGGGUUGUGCUCCGAAAGCAAUUAUUAUCGACCAAUGUAUGGCCAUGAAAAAUGCUAUAGAAGAUAUAUUCCCUAACACCUGA
This is a messenger RNA of Rhododendron vialii, 1071 nucleotides long. Its product is annotated as protein FAR-RED IMPAIRED RESPONSE 1-like. The coding region runs from base 1 to 1071 and encodes 356 amino acids. The transcript is spliced from 2 exons. The record is from RefSeq and is a predicted model, not a curated record. Lineage: Eukaryota; Viridiplantae; Streptophyta; Magnoliopsida; Ericales; Ericaceae.